AUGAACCACCAGCAGCCGAGACAGGCAACGAAAAUGUCUGCCUCUCCGCCGCCGGUAUCCGGGGAAGGGCAUUUGGCGAGCCGGCAGAGGAAGUUGGAGUCCAUGAUCCGGGACCCCAGAUCUCCGGUCAAUGUGGAAAGUUUGUUGAUGGGAACUACAUCCAGUGGUGGGUUGCUACCGGUUCGGUCCAGAUCUUGCGAACCAGUAGUAACAGUGGUGGGAGGCUCCGCCCACCCGUCUGGACAUCAUCACGGACGCUCUGCGCAUGCGCAGAAGUGCCACAUGCAAGCAAAGCAAACGCGCACAUGCACGCACUCCUGUUGUGAACUGGUAGCAAAGGAUGGUUUAAAGUCCUUAGUCCUUGAUCUGGAUUAUCCAGCACUGAGGAAGAACAAAAACAUAGAUAAUUUCCUUAACAGAUAUGAAAAAAUUGUACAAAAAAUUCGUGAUCUUCAAAUGAAAGUGGAAGAUUAUGAUGUUGUUAAAGUGAUUGGAAGAGGUGCAUUUGGUGUGGUACAGCUGGUUCGCCAUAAAAUAACACAGAAAGCGUAUGCCAUGAAGCUGCUAAGUAAAUUUGAGAUGUUAAAAAGGUCAGAUUCAGCUUUCUUCUGGGAAGAGAGAGAUAUAAUGGCCUUUGCCAAUAGUCCAUGGGUAGUUCAGCUUUUUAGUGCCUUUCAAGAUGACCGAUACCUAUACAUGGUAAUGGAAUACAUGCCAGGUGGUGAUCUUGUCAACCUCAUGAGCAAUUAUGAUGUGCCUGAGAAGUGGGCCAAAUUUUACACAGCUGAAGUGGUCCUUGCUCUCGAUGCAAUUCAUUCCAUGGGCUUGAUACACAGAGAUGUGAAACCUGAUAAUAUGCUUUUGGAUAAAUACGGACAUCUGAAGCUGGCAGAUUUUGGUACUUGUAUGAAAAUGGAUGAUACUGGCAUGGUGCGUUGUGAUACAGCUGUUGGAACACCAGAUUAUAUAUCACCUGAAGUAUUAAAAUCACAAGGGGGUGAUGGAUACUAUGGACGGGAAUGUGAUUGGUGGUCUGUCGGAGUUUUUCUGUUUGAAAUGCUUGUUGGAGAUACUCCGUUUUAUGCUGAUUCGUUGGUGGGAACAUACAGUAAAAUAAUGGAUCACAAGAACUCAUUGCAUUUCCCAGAAGAUGUAGAAAUUUCAAAGCAGGCAAAGGACCUUAUCUGUGCUUUUUUAACAGACAGGGAUGUGCGGCUAGGGAGGAGUGGAGUUGAAGAAAUUAAAUCUCAUCUAUUCUUUAAGAAUGAUCAAUGGGAUUGGAAUAACAUUCGAGACACUGCUGCACCAGUUGUACCCGAAUUGAGUAGUGAUAUAGAUAGCAGCAAUUUUGAUGAUAUUGAAGAUGACAAAGGAGAUGUUGAAACUUUUCCAGUCCCGAAAGCAUUUGUUGGAAACCAACUGCCUUUCAUUGGAUUUACUUACUUUAGAGAGAAUCUGUUGCUAAGUGACUUUCCUGAGCUCGGUAAGAAAGUUGAACCCUGUAAGAACAAUGGGACAAAGAAAAACGAAUUUAGGAAAAAUGAGGAUGGUGAAGAGCUUAUACAAUUUCAGGAAAAAAUAAACAAAUUAGAAGAUCAGCUCCGUAAUGAAAUACAAACCAAAGAUGACCUCGAGCAAAAAUACAGAGCUAUUAACAAUCGUCUAGAGAAAAUAAUGAAGGAAUUGGAUGAGGAGACAUCUUCAAGGAAACAUCUAGAAUCUUCUUUCAGACAGCUGGAAAGGGAAAAGGCUCUUCUUCAGCAUAAGAAUGCAGAAUACCAGCGGAAGGCAGAACACGAAGCAGAUAGAAAACGCAAUCUAGAAAACGAUGUGAACAGUUUAAAGGAUCAACUUGAGGAUAUGAAAAAGAGGAAUCAAAACUCCCAAAUAUCAAAUGAAAAAAUUACUCAGCUACAAAGACAGCUGGAUGAAGCCAAUGCCUUGCUGCGCACGGAGUCUGAUACAGCAGCCAGGUUGAGAAAGAACCAAACAGAAAGUACAAAGCAAAUUCAGCAGCUAGAAGCUAACAACAGAGAUCUGCAGGAUAAAAACUGUGCCUUAGAGAAUACAAAGCUCCGACUGGAGAAGGAAUUUCUGAAUCUGCAGUCAGCUCUAGAAUCUGAAAGAAGAGAUCGGAAUAAUGGAUCAGAAAUUAUCCAUGAUCUACAGGGUCGAGUGCUUAAUUUGGAAGAAGAAGUAAAAAAUGGGAAGAAUACAAUAGCUAAAAUGGAGGCAGAGAAAAGACAAUUACAGGACAAAUUGACGGAUCUGGAAAAGGAGAAGAGCAACAUGGAAAUAGAUAUGACUUACAAGCUUAAAGUCAUGCAACAAAAUUUGGAGCAAGAAGAGGUUGAACAUAAAGGAACAAAAGCCCGACUAGCAGACAAAAACAAAAUAUAUAAAUCGAUUGAGGAAGCUAAGUCUGAAGCUAUGAAAGAAAUGGAAAAGAAACUUUCAGAAGAAAGAACUACAAAGCAAAAAGUAGAAAACUGUUUACUGGAGGUUGAAAAGCAGUGUUCUAUGUUAGACUGCGAUCUGAAGCAAUCCCAGCAGAAAAUAAAUGAGCUGCUUAAACAGAAAGAUAAACUAAAUGAAGAUGUAGAAAAUCUGACACUGAAAAUUGAACAAGAAACGCAAAAGCGCUGCCUCAUCCAAAAUGAUUUCAAAAUGCAAAGCCAGCAGUUGAAUGCACUGAGGGUGUCAGAGAAGCAGAUAAAACAAGAGAAUAACCAUCUUAUUGAAAUUAAACUAAGCCUAGAAAAGCAAAAUAACGAGCUACGCAAAGAGCGUCAAGAUGCAGAUGGGCAGAUGAAAGAAAUUCAAGACCAACUUGAAGCAGAACAAUAUUUUUCGACACUGUAUAAAACACAAGUUCGGGAACUUAAAGAAGAAUGUGAAGAAAAGGCCAAACUUUGUAAAGAAAUACAGCAAAAGAUACAAGAGUUACAAGAAGAGAGGGAUUCCUUGGCAGCACAACUGGAGAUCACAUUAACAAAAGCAGACUCUGAACAGUUAGCUCGCUCUAUUGCUGAGGAACAGUAUUCUGACCUGGAAAAAGAGAAGAUCAUGAAAGAACUGGAGAUCAAAGAAAUGAUGGCAAGGCACAAACAGGAGCUUGCUGAAAAAGAUGCCACGAUAGGAUCAUUGGAAGAAGCAAAUAGAACUUUGACUAGUGAUGUGGCAAACCUUGCAAAUGAGAAGGAAGAGCUGAAUAACAAACUGAAGGAAAUUCAAGAAAGGCUUGCCCAUCUGAAUGAAGAAGAAAAUGAUCUUGGAUUGCUAAGGACUCAGUUUGAAAAACAGCUGGCUUAUGAGAGAACAAUGAAAACUCAGGCUGUGAAUAAGUUAGCAGAAGUUAUGAAUCGAAAAAAUCCCAUCCAACGAGGAGCUGACACAGAUGUCCGAAGAAAAGAAAAGGAGAACAGGAAACUGCAUAUGGAGUUGAAAACUGAACGGGAGAAAUUAACUCAGAUGAUGAUUAAAUAUCAGAAAGAAAUCAAUGAAAUGCAAGCUCAAAUAGCAGAAGAGAGCCAGAUACGAAUUGAACUACAAAUGGCUCUGGACAGCAAAGAUAGCGACAUAGAACAACUUCGGUGUCAACUCCAAACAAUACAUAUUGGCCUAGACAACAGCAGCAUAUGUGGCCCUAGUGAAGUAGAAACGGAUGAUAGUUUCCCUGAGUCACGACUUGAAGGAUGGCUAUCAUUGCCUGCUAGAAACAACACGAAGAAAUUUGGUUGGGUAAAAAGGUAUAUAAUAGUCAGCAGCAAGAAGAUACUAUUCUAUCAUAAUGAACAAGAUAAGGAACAAUCCAAUCCAUACAUGGUACUGGACAUAGACAAACUGUUCCAUGUUCGACCUGUCACACAAACGGAUGUGUACAGAGCAGAUUCUAAAGAUAUUCCCAGGAUUUUCCAGAUCCUGUACGAUAAUGAAGGAGAAAGUAAAAAAGAACAAGAGUUUCCUGUAGAAUCAUCAGGGGAAAAAUCAAAUUAUAUUUGCCACAAGGGACAUGAGUUUAUACCUACCCUUUAUCAUUUUCCAACCAACUGUGAAGCUUGCAUGAAGCCUUUGUGGAACAUGUUCAAACCUCCUCCUGCUCUUGAAUGUCGCCGUUGCCAUAUCAAAUGCCAUAAAGAUCACAUGGAUAAAAAAGAAGAAAUAAUAGCACCUUGCAAAGUGAAUUAUGAUAUUUCAACUGCAAAGAAUCUAUUACUGUUAGCUAAUUCUACAGAGGAACAGCAAAAAUGGGUGAACCGCCUAGGAAAAAAAAUUCCCAAAAAGCCUCCAGCACCAGAUCCUUUUGCACGAUCUUCACCCAGAACUUCCAUGAAGGUCCAGCCGAGCCAGUCUCUCAGGCGGCCAAGCAAACAGCUUCCACCAAAUAAAAAAGAAAGCUUUCCCCCAAGAUUGAUUGAUAUGGCAUGUAGAGACUGGGAUUGGUCAUUUGGUGAUAUUGAUUUUGAUGUUGAUUUUAAUAUUGAUGAUGCUGAGGACGAUCUUGAUGAUAGCGAUGAUGAUAACAAUGUGUUUAUUCUAAAGAGCUAACUGCCUUCUGGGAAUGCAGUUUUCAAGGUGUUCUUCAUCCCUCUGAAAUAAGACUGAAACAUCGUACCUUGAGUUAUGACUGCCGUUGACACCAAGGCAGCCCAAGACUCAUGGGAAGCAGAAGGAGGCCCAGGAAAGGAAGUGGAGGAUAUGCCGCAGGGGGGAGGCCCGGCACAGGAGUCAGGUGGGUAGGGGGCAGGUGUGGAGUGCAUGUGAUUAGAGGAAGGCCGUGAAAAGAGGUGCAGGCUGCAUGCAAUCACAGGGAGGCCAAGGAAAGGUGCACUCUGCACCCAUUUUCUAAGCCCCCCCUGAGCUUGUACAUGUGCACACACAUACACAAGCUCCCUGUGCCCUGUUUCCAUGGCCUCCUUCCCUGUGAUUGCAUAUACCUUGCCUUCAUUCCCUGGCCUUCUGAAAUUGCACCACACAAAGCACCCCAUCCCCAACUCACAUGUGGCCUACUCCGGGUUACCCAGGGCUCCCCCACUUCCCCUCCACAGCACCCCUGCACUCCUUACCUGGGACUCCCUCUGCUUCCCACUUAAUGAUCUGCAAGACUGCGUUUUGGGCUAUUUACUACUAGGGACAACCAGGACUUAGUGAUUAUGGUCACCAAGCAAUCAUGUGGCAUCGUGCUUUAUCACAUCUCACAACCCCGCUCCCAACUGCAGACGUAACUCAAUGACUACUUGCAUUACAAAGAUUCUCCUGUAUCACCAAAUAUGAAGAAAUCCCUUUCACCACUGUUACUGCACUGCACCGCACCUCCCCGUGCCUCCAGCAGUGCCUGAUAUCCCUUUCCUUCUGGAGAUCAAAGCAAGGAAGAGACUUCCAUCAGUUGGAAUGCCCUCUGCACAAGCCGUGGGCCUUGACCUUCUCUGAUCUUCGUGCCCUGCAAGCUUCUGCCCUCAAGGCCUGGAAUGGUAAGAAAAGAAAACCUCAAGAACGCCCAGGAGGAAGACAUCAAGUGUGCUUUGGACAGCGGCCUUGCCUGCCAAGGUCAGUAUAUUCCAUCUGGCCAAACAGGAGCAGCUGCCAGGUCUUUUGUUUCCAAAUACGCUUAAUAAAAAUCAGAGCUUUGGUUUUAUUAUCUGCUCUCUUUUGUUGCUAUAUUGUGCCUGAGCUACUGUGAUGUUUGCUGUCUGUUCUUCACAUGUUUCCCCCCCACCCCCACCCCAGCUCCUCUCCCUGCCUUCACCUGUCCCUUUUGCCGGCUUCUCUCAUACGAGAAAGAUAUAAAUCUGGCUUCCGUGAAAAACCUAGAAGUCGUGGCUUACUCUUUUCUCCAACGUGUCUCCAUCACCAUCUUUGUGUGUAAAAACCAGCUUCUUCGGGUGAACGACACUCCUAGUCUGCAGCCAAAACAACAAAAUGUCUCCAGAGCAAGAACGUCUCACUCACAGACCUCUUGAAAUAAAAAUAUAUUUAAACAUUGGGGGUGGGGGGGGGAGAGAUUCUCUUGAAGCUCUUUCCACAAAGACUCAGCAGGGAUCAAAAUGAUGAGUCGUGAAGAAUCCAUCUUUGUUCAGCUUCUGGAGAGAAACGCUACCAGCAACUUUGCCAAAAGAAAGCCAUGAGUGGCAGGGUCAUAUCAGAUUGAUGAAGACUGCAUUUUAAAAAGUGACCAUUAUACUGUGUGUUGUAUGUAUUUUGGUGUUUAAAAUAAACACAUUGUAUUGUAAUGCUGCAAAAGUGUUUUUUUAAUUUUUUUUUCAUUUUAUUUUUAUACAUUUAUUCAUAUUCCAUUACUACAGUUUGCAACUAUGCACUUGUAUAAAGCCAUAAGGUUGACAUUUAUAUCAUUCAUACUUGUUUAUUCAGCAUGUCUGCACUCAGCAGUUAAAUAUAAUGAAAA
Molecule: messenger RNA, 6403 nt
Organism: Ahaetulla prasina
Lineage: Eukaryota; Metazoa; Chordata; Lepidosauria; Squamata; Colubridae
Gene: ROCK2
Product: Rho associated coiled-coil containing protein kinase 2
Exons: 35
Coding region: 1-4548 (1515 amino acids)
Biological process (GO): actomyosin structure organization; regulation of cell junction assembly; positive regulation of centrosome duplication
Cellular component (GO): cytoskeleton; cytoplasm
Molecular function (GO): small GTPase binding; ATP binding; Rho-dependent protein serine/threonine kinase activity
Source: RefSeq, a predicted model, not a curated record